This is a messenger RNA of Colletotrichum truncatum, 333 nucleotides long. RefSeq lists its product as uncharacterized. The record is from RefSeq and is a predicted model, not a curated record. NCBI's taxonomy places the organism in Eukaryota, Fungi, Ascomycota, Sordariomycetes, Glomerellales, Glomerellaceae.
AUGACUGUCGACAAGGCUUCCACCUGCUGCGGCAAGAGCGCCGAGUGCGUCUGCGCCCAGCAAGCCAAGUGCUCCUGCGGCAAGCAGUCCGCUCUCCACUGCACUUGCAGCAAGGCAUCUACUGAGAACACCGUUGCCGGUCCCCGCUGCUCCUGCCGUGCCCGUCCUGCGGGCGAGUGCACCUGUGAACGUUCUUCUACCGAGAACGUCAAGCCUACUGGCCAGACUUGCUCUUGCGGUGUGCGCCCUGCUGACGCCUGCACCUGCGACAAGGCCUCUGAUGGCUCCUACAACCCUAGCGAGCACGAGAUCGACUUCACUACCCGCCGAUAG